Molecule: messenger RNA, 2252 nt
Organism: Astyanax mexicanus (Mexican tetra)
Lineage: Eukaryota; Metazoa; Chordata; Actinopteri; Characiformes; Acestrorhamphidae
Gene: psmd11b
Product: proteasome 26S subunit, non-ATPase 11b
Exons: 13
Coding region: 61-1329 (422 amino acids)
Biological process (GO): ubiquitin-dependent protein catabolic process
Cellular component (GO): proteasome regulatory particle, lid subcomplex
Molecular function (GO): structural molecule activity; protein binding
Source: RefSeq, a predicted model, not a curated record
GCUACGUAUUUGUGGUGCAGUUCGCGGGUGGUUGUGGGUCUGUAGGUUUGAAUAGGGAAGAUGGCAGCCGCGGCAGUGGUGGAGUUUCAGAGAGCUCAAUCUCUCAUCAGUACGGACCGGGACGCCUCUAUCGAUAUUCUACACUCGAUAGUGAGGCGGGAUGUUCAGCAGGAUGAUGAAGAAGCGGUGCGCGUCAAAGAACAGAGCAUCCUGGAACUUGGCACACUGUUGGCCAAGACGGGGCAAGCAGCAGAGCUUGGAGGGCUCCUGAAGUUUGUCAGGCCUUUCCUGAUCUCCAUAAGCAAGGCCAAGGCAGCCCGACUGGUGCGCUCUCUGCUGGAUCUCUUUUUGGAUAUGGAAGCAGCCACGGGCCAGGAGGUAGAGCUGUGUCUGGAGUGCAUUGAGUGGGCCAAAGCUGAGAAGAGGACGUUUCUCAGACAGGCAUUGGAGGCUCGUUUGAUUUCACUGUAUUUUGACACCAAGAGGUUCCAGGAGGCCUUGCAGUUGGGUUCCCAGUUACUGCAAGAGUUGAAGAAGAUGGAUGACAAAGCUUUACUUGUGGAGGUCCAACUGCUUGAGAGUAAAACCUAUCAUGCACUCAGCAACUUGCCUAAGGCCAGGGCUGCCCUUACCUCUGCCAGGACCACAGCCAAUGCCAUCUACUGUCCUCCCAAGCUUCAGGCAGCAUUGGACAUGCAGUCAGGCAUUAUCCAUGCAGCUGAAGAGAAGGACUGGAAGACAGCCUAUUCUUACUUCUUUGAGGCAUUUGAGGGCUAUGACUCCAUCGACAGCCCCAGGGCCAUCACUGCCCUGAAAUACAUGCUCCUCUGCAAGAUCAUGCUCAACUUGCCUGAAGAAGUACAAGCCUUGAUCAGUGGCAAACUGGCCUUACGAUAUGCUGGGAGACAGACGGAUGCUCUGAAGUGUGUAGCACAAGCAAGCAAGAACAGGUCAUUAGCAGACUUCGAAAAGGCGCUGACGGAGUACACAAAAGAACUGAGGGAUGACCCAAUCAUCAACACACACUUGGCAAAGCUCUAUGACAACCUGCUGGAGCAGAACCUAAUCCGUGUCAUUGAGCCCUUCUCUAGAGUACAGAUAACCCACAUAUCAGGGCUCAUCAAACUGUCAAAGGGUGAUGUUGAGAGAAAAUUGUCACAAAUGAUCCUGGACAAGAAGUUCCAUGGCAUUCUUGACCAAGGUGAGGGAGUCCUGAUCAUCUUUGAGGAGCCUCCUGUAGACAAGACUUACGAGGCGGCUCUCGAAACCAUACAGAACAUGAGCAAAGUUGUGGAUUCACUGUACAACAAAGCUAAGAAGUUGACAUAGAACAAACGCAAAAGGAUUUUGCUCUGCAGAGUGGAUGUGUGUGUGUGUGUGUGUGAGUGUAUGUCUGCAUGCGUGUGUGGCCAACAUGUGGAGCCUUUUUUGUCAAGGCGAGAAGGGACAAUAGAGUAAGACUCACAAAAUUACAACGGAUUCACUUCGCUCCCCAACCGAGAGUUUUUAACUCCUCAUUCAAUGGACAAUUUCAUCCUUCUCUUCUCCUCUUUAUUUUGAUCUUUCAUUUCUCCCCCCCUCAGUGUAUCUGUCAUCGGCCAGUAUGGCCAUCAGGGAAUAUUGUACAACUACAAUAAAAUCUUAAAGUCAUCACAUAGAAAUCUAUAACUCUUUUUACAGAUCGAGUAACAACCUCCAGUGGUGCAAUACUGCUUCAACUCCCUGUUCUUUUGGGGUCGCGAGGAAAUGUGGAUAACUGUGAUUGUCUCCAUUAGUUCUAGUCUCAUGGAAGCACAUUUAUUCUGUCUGCAGUAAAAGUAGGAUGUGCCAGAUCCAGGCAUGUUAAGGCUAUUCAAAUGGUUCUGUAGCGAGCACUGUUGCCAGCAAUCAGACCAAUCAUGGUUAUUUUUCCAAUAUUUUUUAAGUUCAAAUGAUUUGAGUUUGAUGUACAGUUACUCGGUAUACUCUUGAUUAUACACAUUGCAGUUCAUUGUCUUUAACUCUAAAUAUGUUUGUUGUAUUAAACUUCCCUUCUUCUUUCAAGGUAUUCAUUAAUAACUUCUUUUUUAACUAUUAAAAUGCUAAUGUUUAACUGCAGUAUGGAUAAAUUUAAUUUCUUUAGUUGGACUAUAUAUGCAUUUUAGAUUUCUAGCAAAGAACACAAGUUGUAAAUUAUAGCCGGUGUGGAUUUAAAAAAAAAUUUUGUCAAUCAUCUUUUUCAUGUAAUCAAAAAUACAGAUUCCUUUUUCUGA